Messenger RNA from Mobula hypostoma (lesser devil ray), 2024 nucleotides. Its product is annotated as ADP-ribose pyrophosphatase, mitochondrial-like. The record is from RefSeq and is a predicted model, not a curated record. Gene Ontology annotation, molecular function: ADP-ribose diphosphatase activity. Lineage: Eukaryota; Metazoa; Chordata; Chondrichthyes; Myliobatiformes; Myliobatidae. Bases 309 to 1301 code for a protein of 330 amino acids. The transcript is spliced from 8 exons.
ACGGUGAAGGAAGGGUUGAGCGCAGGGAGUGAGUGGGCCAACUAGCUGGCCGGUGAGGGAGUUGUGUUUCAGGUGGUGUGAGGAGGCACUGGGGGUUCGUGUUGGUUGUGAGUGUGAAGAGAAGUUGAAUUAAGGUUAUGCAUGAAGCGGGACUAUAGGGCUGAGCUGAAUGGAAUGUUUUGCUGUGAUGGUGGAGAGGAGGGUCAAGCUGAAAGUGCAGGCUGUUGGCAUUGUGACUGGGAUGAAUGAGCAUUUUGAUUUCGGACAAAGACAGUGAUUGAAAUGUAAACAGAUCCUGGGAUCAGACAAUGUGGUUGUCUGUGUUCUAUUUUGACAUCGUGUGCCUCGUUUGGAUAAAACACAGCACCUGCCUCUUCCAGUCCAAUUGGUGUCUGCCUGAACCUUACCCGAUGUGUCCUGCUACACUUAGCAGUACAGGGAAAUCAAUGAUUCACGUAAAGGCACGAAGCUCGCCAUACCCAGGAUCACAGGUCAAGCGAUUCCCUGUUCAGGAUGAUAAUGUCAGCUGGAGCAGAGAGUGGGCAGCAUAUGAUCCAGUGGACUACACGGCAGAGGUUGUCAAGGCUGGGCCUGAAUGGGCUGACCCAGAUUUUAGGAAGAGAGACCAAUUGAAACAUGCUCCAUGUUUCAAUGCACUGGAUGGGAGAAUUGAUCGGAGGAGCAACCUAGGUGUGUAUGAACUGGAUAAAGACAACCUGCCUCGGAAUCCAAUGGGAAGAACGGGAAUGACUUCUCGAGGCUUGCUGGGAAAAUGGGGACCAAAUCAUGCGGCUGAUCCCAUUGUUACACGGUGGAAGAAAGAAGGAGGUGAAAAGGUGAUCCACAAGCUUUCUGGCAAACCCAUCCUACAGUUUAUUUCAAUAAAGAGGAAAGACUGUGAGCAGUGGGCGAUUCCAGGGGGCAUGGUGGAUGCUGGUGAACAUCCUUCUACCACCUUGAAGCGCGAGUUCGAGGAAGAAGCACUCAAUUCUCUGGGUAUUCCUCAUAGUAUUAAGGAUCCUAUGCGGAAACAGUUCCAAGCCAUUUUCAGCAAAAAGAACUCUGUGAAGAUUUACACAGGAUACGUGGAUGAUCCACGGAACACUGACAACGCCUGGAUGGAAACAAUGGCUGUGAAUUUCCACGAUGAUACUGGUGACAGUGUGGGAGAACUGAAUCUACAUGCAGGUGACGAUGCUGCGGAUGUCCAGUGGCUUGACAUUGACCAGAACAUGCAACUCUACGCCAGCCACUUGCAAUUCCUGAAGAGUGUUGCUGAGUUACGGGGUAGUCAUUGGUAGUUGCAGACGGUGUAUGAAGUAAUCUAAAGAGGAUCAAUGACACAAUGUCAGCGGAGACUGAAAUGCAGAGGAGAGAAUAGCCACUCUCUCCUUUUUACCCUCUCCUUCCCUUUCCCCACUCUCCUUUCUCCUCACCAUCAAUACCUUGUACUCUUUCCCCUUGGCCUUCCCUAUCACUUUUCCUUACCCACUCCUACCUUCUACGUACUCCCUCUCUCAGCCUCUUCCCAGUCAUUUUACCCUCCCACCUUCACCCACCUCCCUCCAGGCUUGCCUGCUCUUGCUUCCUUUUACCUCUCCAUUUCUCAUUCAAGAUUAAUAAUGUUUAAGAGAAAACGCAAGAAAGUAUAGAAAAUGUGUACUCUUCGCUAUAAUAGUUGAAGUAAAUGACUGCAAUAAACAUUUAAAUUACGUGAAAGGAUAUAGUCUUGAAACUGGAUCACCCAGUGACUAAUCUGUUUUAGGCAGUAAACAUGUGAAAAUAACUUAACCUGGAGUAGAUUGUGCCAAUAAUUUUUACCAAAUGAAAUUAAGCCCCCACAAAACUGCAUCAGGCAUUUCUGUGUUAGCUUGUCUGUUCCUUUCCCUGAGUCAGGUGCACACUUACUGAGAUUACUUGUGUAAUGCAGAUAGUCUCACCACAAUCCUAUUGAUCAUGGGGCUGAGCAUUUCCUACAAUGCCACUGUACACCAACGAAGCAGCUAACAAAUUACACUAACAGU